CAUGCACCGCGAGCGCGGCCACGCGCGCCGCCCGCACCAAGCAGCCGUCCGGGCUCCCGGGUGAAGGAGAGAGGGUUCGGCACGGGACCCGGCAGCGCUGGGAGGAGGCGACGGCGGCGGCGGCGUCCCGGAAGGCUGGGCCGGGGUGCAAUGGCAGCCUCCUCCUCGUCCUCCUCGGCCGGUGGAGUCAGUGGCAGUUCCGUGACAGGGUCGGGGUUCAGCGUUUCGGACCUGGCGCCGCCCCGGAAAGCUCUCUUCACUUAUCCCAAAGGAGCCGGGGAGAUGCUGGAAGAUGGCUCUGAGAGGUUCCUCUGCGAGUCUGUGUUCAGCUUUCAGGUUGCAUCGACGUUAAAACAAGUGAAGCACGGGAACAGCCUGACAUCCUGUUUGAACCUCUGCUUCCCUGCCGGGCCCUUUGCCCUCACCCAGGUGCCUGUGACCCAGCAAUGGGCUUGGCUGCGUCACAGCUUUGGUUCUCACAGAGCCCAGCAGCAGAUCCUGUCUGCUGCUUGAGGGUCACAUCCUUUCUGGUCCCCGCCUCUUGUCAGCCAGAUUGGUACUUCCACCUGUUGUCUCUGAGCGGAGAGGUUUCCUGUCCUACUCCGGUUGGUGGGGCGUGCAGCAGCUUGCAAGGCCCCGAUCCUGUAUUUCUGCACCAGAAAGCAAAGCUGAGCUCCAGAGCCAUUGUUUCCACAGCUCUGCUGUGGCUGUAGCUACCAGGGGCUGCUACACAGCCUGGCACCCCGAUAAACACAAGCCUUUGGAACUGUGGUGCACCUCCCUGUUUUCUCCCUGUAAGAAAGGUGAAGGGCUUAAAAAAAAAAAAAAAAAAAAAAAAGAUUGAGGUCAUCAAUUUUUGGCUUGUUUGUUUGACAGUUCCCAAAAGGGUGCAGGAGGUGGAGUGAGAACAGCCCCUCUUAAAAGCACCCACUGCUGCAGUCAGCAUAAAUCACACUCAGUUUAUGUUGCGCCUCUUGCUAGCCCUGGGCCGUCUCUCCAGGAGGCUGCAGUGAGCUUACAGCACUGUUAAGACUUCCAGCAGAGCUGGGAGAAGGGAUAUUCCCAUCUCUGCACCACUGCAGCACAUUUAACUGCAAAUGUGUGCCCAACACACAACUGGUUAUAAAUAAACCUGAGAGGAAGAUGCUGUCUGGGGACCUUCCUCUCAUUAGCAGGCUCUGGUUGCAGAGCCUCUCUGCCACACACAUCCAGGUCCUCCUCCAAGGACCUUUGUCAAAGUCAC
This is a messenger RNA of Poecile atricapillus (Black-capped chickadee), 1243 nucleotides long. RefSeq names its product anaphase promoting complex subunit 16 (gene ANAPC16). Bases 151 to 513 code for a protein of 120 amino acids. The transcript is spliced from 4 exons. NCBI's taxonomy places the organism in Eukaryota, Metazoa, Chordata, Aves, Passeriformes, Paridae. The record is from RefSeq and is a predicted model, not a curated record. Gene Ontology annotation, cellular component: cytosol; kinetochore; anaphase-promoting complex. Gene Ontology annotation, biological process: protein ubiquitination.